Messenger RNA from Centrocercus urophasianus (Greater sage-grouse), 4166 nucleotides. RefSeq names its product SMAD family member 1 (gene SMAD1). Gene Ontology annotation, biological process: regulation of transcription by RNA polymerase II; anatomical structure morphogenesis; transforming growth factor beta receptor signaling pathway. The record is from RefSeq and is a predicted model, not a curated record. The transcript is spliced from 7 exons. Gene Ontology annotation, molecular function: RNA polymerase II cis-regulatory region sequence-specific DNA binding; I-SMAD binding; DNA-binding transcription factor activity, RNA polymerase II-specific. Bases 316 to 1713 code for a protein of 465 amino acids. Gene Ontology annotation, cellular component: heteromeric SMAD protein complex. Lineage: Eukaryota; Metazoa; Chordata; Aves; Galliformes; Phasianidae.
GUCCCCGGCGCGUCCGGGAGAAGCGGCUCCGUGCCUUCUCCCCGCCGGCACGAUGGCGUCCCGCCCCGCUGCCGGCCCCCGCUUCCCGGGUUCUCAGCCGGAAGGCUUUAGUACGAUGAGAAGGCUGCAUCUGUCAAGGGGGAAUGUCAGCAUGGCCGUCCUGGGACGGGAGGACUGAAACAGCAGAAGCACCACCAUUAUUUGGGCAGGCUGCUUUUGACUACUGAUUGAAAUCUGCCGUGCAGCUGCGGUGGAAGAACAGGACAGUCUCCCCUGCUUGGUCUGUGGUAUCCGGUGUGACCAAGUGGGGUCAGCAUGAACGUGACAAGUUUAUUUUCCUUCACCAGCCCAGCGGUGAAGAGACUGUUGGGGUGGAAGCAGGGAGAUGAAGAAGAAAAAUGGGCAGAGAAGGCUGUUGAUGCGCUAGUGAAAAAACUGAAGAAGAAGAAAGGUGCUAUGGAGGAGCUGGAGAAAGCGUUAAGUUGUCCUGGUCAGCCCAGCAACUGUGUCACAAUUCCUCGGUCCUUGGAUGGCCGGCUUCAGGUUUCACACCGGAAAGGGCUGCCACAUGUAAUUUACUGCAGAGUGUGGCGCUGGCCAGACCUGCAAAGCCAUCAUGAACUGAAACCACUGGAAUGCUGUGAGUUUCCUUUUGGUUCAAAGCAGAAGGAGGUUUGCAUCAAUCCUUACCACUACAAGCGGGUAGAAAGUCCUGUUCUACCUCCAGUGCUGGUUCCACGGCACAGUGAGUACAACCCUCAGCACAGCCUCUUGGCUCAGUUCCGCAACUUGGGACAGAAUGAGCCCCACAUGCCACACAACGCUACUUUCCCGGACUCUUUUCAGCAGCCCAACAGUCACCCGUUUCCCCAUUCGCCAAACAGCAGCUAUCCAAACUCGCCUGGAAGCAGCAGUAGCACCUACCCACAUUCUCCAGCCAGCUCAGACCCAGGAAGCCCUUUUCAGAUGCCAGCUGAUACUCCUCCUCCUGCUUACCUGCCUCCGGAAGAUCAGAUGACACACGAUACCUCCCAGCCAAUGGAUACCAACAUGUUGGCACCUGGAAUCCACCCUGACAUACACAGAGGAGAUGUUCAGGCUGUUGCUUAUGAAGAGCCGAAGCACUGGUGCUCCAUUGUUUAUUACGAGCUGAAUAAUCGUGUUGGGGAGGCCUUCCACGCUUCUUCCACCAGCAUCCUGGUGGAUGGCUUCACUGAUCCUUCAAACAACAAAAACAGAUUUUGCCUGGGGCUGCUCUCCAAUGUUAAUCGCAAUUCCACCAUUGAGAAUACAAGGAGACACAUUGGAAAAGGUGUUCAUCUCUAUUAUGUUGGUGGAGAAGUGUAUGCUGAAUGCCUCAGCGACAGCAGUAUUUUUGUGCAAAGUCGAAACUGCAACUACCACCAUGGUUUCCAUCCAACCACGGUGUGCAAAAUUCCCAGUGGCUGCAGUUUGAAGAUUUUCAAUAAUCAGGAGUUCGCUCAGCUUUUAGCACAGUCGGUGAACCAUGGCUUUGAGACGGUGUAUGAGCUUACUAAGAUGUGCACUCUCCGCAUGAGUUUUGUAAAGGGUUGGGGAGCUGAAUACCAUCGACAAGAUGUAACAAGCACUCCAUGCUGGAUAGAGAUACACCUUCACGGUCCUCUUCAGUGGCUGGAUAAAGUACUUACUCAGAUGGGCUCUCCUCAUAAUCCUAUUUCUUCAGUGUCUUAAGGUCCCAAGCUCCUGCAUUUUGGAAACAAUUGAGCCUUGCAUGUACUUGAAGGACGUAUGAGUCAGACACACGCUUUUUUUUUUUUCCCCCCCUGAACUUGUAACAGCUGAAUAAGAGCCAUGGAAAUAAUUUACUUCUGCAACCAACUGUUGGAUUUGGGAAAAAAAAAAACGCCAACAAAACAAAGAAAAACAAAAAACAAGCCCUUUGGCGUCAUACUGUUGGUAUCAAGUAUUUUAGUUUACAUAGUAACAUUCUAUUGCAAAGUUGAUUUACAGGCCUUAUCGUAAAUGAGGCUACUGAGCCAAAACAACUAUCUGUUGGACCGAGUUCACAAAGGAGUUUCCUGUAGUUGGCAUUCUGAGAUUCUCUUCCUUUUUGAUAUCCAGCACUCUCUUAUUUUUUUUCUCCGCGUUGUCCUUUUGGGCUAAGAGCUGAUGUUGGUGAAACCUGCUUUUAACAGGCUUUCUGCAGUGUAUUUUAAAAUCAUUUAUUUAAACUGAUGGUUAGUCUCCUCUUAAGACAAAAAAAAAAGAAACCAAACGAACCAAAAACAACGACCCGAACACCUGACAUGAAGUUUUAAUAUCAAUAACUUGUAAUAAUCUUGGAAAUUGUGUCCUGACCAUACUGCUGUAAGAAUGUUAGGUAUGUUUUCUGGUAAAUGUACGGUGUUUAUGAAAGUUUAGAAAUCCUUUAGACGUAGACCCGUAAAGGAAUUAGGAGUAUUUGAAUGGGGGGAAGAGGGAGCGGGAAGAGAAGAUGACAACUGACAUGUAGAAUAUAUUGUAAACAUAGGUUGUUAGUUUAAACUGAGGUCUGAGUUUUGCUGUGCAUUUCAUUUUUAUAGUGGCUUCACCUUGUUAAUCCUGACUUUUGCUUGGACUCCUCCUUUUUCUCCCAGAGCAAUUAUGCAGCUGGUUAAUUCUUUCACCUGUGAAGAGGACGAAAUGAUUAGUUCCUGCAGUUUGAAGGCUGCAGCUCUAUGUAUUUCAAGACAAAGUUGUACAGUGUGCUCUUUAACUAUUGAGCAGUUUUAUACAGUGUAUGUAACAGAAAUAGGCUUUUAAUUUUGUAAGAGAAUCUUGUUUUGCCAAAUCUCGAAACUGUCAAUUGUUUGGAGGGCUUCAAAAUCCCCAUGUGGGUCUGUUUCAAACUUCUAAAAAAUAUAUAUAUUUUUAAUUUUUUUUACUGCUUGGUUUAUUUUCUUCUCUUUGAUCUUUUAUAUUCGCGUAAGCUGUAGAACUUUAAGUACCUUUAUUCCAAACUUAGUGGGUUCUCUUUACUGGAAGUUUUGAAUAAAACCUGUUGUUACUGCUUACAUUUGAUUAAAACUUCGUCUUGUCCACUUCUUAGUAGAUUUUCACAAACCAGAUAAAGAUAUGAUCUUGCGGGAGGAACGGCUAGGAGUGAAGAGACACUGACAUUUAUGGCUAGUACAGGUUAGUAACCCUACAGAAUUAGUAUGGAAGAUAAAUGAGCUCUCUAGAGGGAAAGACGACUUAAUUAUAGAAUAUAUUAACACGGAUGCAGUGACUCAGAAGUUCCAGUUAAUAAAAUUUGUGUUUUCAGCAUGCAAUAUCUGAAUGAGCAGGGAGUUUCUCUGCCUUUUACAGAAAUAUCUAGCAGAUUGUAGAUGGUGUAGAAGUGACUGAGUCAGUACAGGUGCAUAUUCACUGAGUUCUGAGAAACUCGGUAAGAAAUUCUUAUAAUGUAAGAACUCGAAUGAGCUAUGACUUCAUUUGUGGCCUUCUUUUUCUCUUGUUUCAGGAUAAACAAGUUACCCGAUCCUCUUUCAUGAAACAUUUAGAGAUCUCCUUUAAAAUGAAUACUUUCCUCCUUUACAGUUUUUUGUAAUCAUUUCUUUAAUCAUCAUUGUUUCAAUGCCCGUGUUCCAUGAAGAAAUUGUUUGGAUGCAGCUUUUGUGUAUCAGCCUUCACAAUCUCUUGUCUGUUUGCCUUGGGUUGGUUUGCCUUGUGCAGAGCAUUGCUGCUUCCCAGCUGUUUUGCUGGAGAUGUGCUGGAGGUGAAGGCUGUAAUGGCAGUGGUUUUUUUGUUUGUUUGUUUGGUUUUUUUUAAGAACCUUUAACAACAAUUUUUUUUAAUCUAGAUUUUAAAAAAUUAGAUUUCUUACAAAGUAGAAUGCACAAGCACAAGUCUUAAAAGUUUAAGUUAAAGGUGAUUAUAGAAGGAAAAUAAUAUUGUUUGCUGUUGGCUCACUCUGCCUUUUUUUUUUUUCCUGUCUUCAACCUCUACCAUAUUCAGUUUCAGCUGUUCCCAACCAGGUUCGUUUCUUCUGUUGGAAUACAGAAAUUGGGCAGCUUUUUUUUAAAGUGCUACAACCAUCCACCAGUCACGCAGGUCUUAAGUAAUAUAAGUGUUUCUGCCUCCCCUUAUAUGGAUGAUCCUGUAAGAACUAUAAUAAACUUUGAAAUAGCUUUGAAGUAAAGACA